Messenger RNA from Pararge aegeria (speckled wood butterfly), 753 nucleotides. Its product is annotated as zinc finger BED domain-containing protein 4-like. Bases 1 to 753 code for a protein of 250 amino acids. The record is from RefSeq and is a predicted model, not a curated record. NCBI's taxonomy places the organism in Eukaryota, Metazoa, Arthropoda, Insecta, Lepidoptera, Nymphalidae. Gene Ontology annotation, molecular function: protein dimerization activity. The transcript has a single exon.
AUGCUAACUGCACAGCAGUUAGAAUUUAUAAAAGAUCUUAUAAAUAUAUUGAGACCAUUAGAAGUAAUAACUAAAGAAAUAUCGGGAGAAGACUACGUUACAGCCAGUAAAUUUAUACCCAUCGUGUCUUGUCUGACUGAAACAUAUAAUACAAUGAAAAAUUCAACGGAUAUUGGUGUUAAAACAAGGACUUUAAUUGUGGACGGCUUGAAGAAAAGAUUUGCUGCGACCAUUUUAGAUCCUAGAUUUAAAAAAAUUCAUUUUACUGACCAUGUAGCCUGUUCUCGAGCGAUAAAUAAAAUAAACACUUCAAUUUUGGAUAUUACACGACAAUCACUUCCACAAAAUAAUAGUGAGGAAGUCGACGCAAUAGAAAGCACUGAUAAGGAUAUGAAAAACAGAAUAUGGGAUUUUCAUAAGUUGCUUGUGAAAAAGCAACUCUCUUUAUGCAAUGCACUUGCACAGGAAAAUAAAGGCUUAAAUGAAGAAUUCAAACAUUAUUUAUCGCAGGCAGUUGUGCACCUGAAGUAUGAUCCUGUACUUUACUGGCAAGAACAAAAGAGCUCCAUUUAUCAUCACGUUCACCCAAUCGCCAUGAUGUAUAUGAGUAUCGUUGGAUCAUCGGUUCCUUGUGAGCGCCUGUUUUCAAUUGCUGGAAACAUCGCAAAUGAUGAGCGUAACCGCUUGGAUCCCAAAAGGCUUGACAGACUGUUGUUUUUAAAAAGUUUAGAUAUUGAGCAUUGGGAAUUAUAG